Nicotiana tabacum (common tobacco) is the source of this 1724-nucleotide messenger RNA. RefSeq lists its product as uncharacterized. The record is from RefSeq and is a predicted model, not a curated record. Lineage: Eukaryota; Viridiplantae; Streptophyta; Magnoliopsida; Solanales; Solanaceae.
CCCCUCGCUAUUCUUCCCUCUCUAAUUACACACACUCUCUCUCUCUCUCUCUCUCUCUAGAGGCAGACGCUCUCUCUGUUUCUCGUUUUUCUACUUAAAAAAAACCUGCUUAACCUGCGCACUUGGAACUGCUUAACCUGCGCCCACCGCCCCUGAGAGAUGAAGCAGUUAUUCGAGUUCGUUAUAAGAAGUAUAUCAAGAUACAGGAUGGAACAUUGAAGAUCCAACGGCUGAGCGAGAUUACAGAUAAUCAUCGGGACCCACUAAGAAUGGAGGCUCAGAAAAGUCAGUCGAAGCUGACGAGGACUAAGUCUUCACUUCUCCGGUCGUCUCCUACUCUCCGGUCCUCGUCCCUCCACAGCAUAUCUGAUGAUGAACCGGACAUUGAAGAACAGAAGCCCCACAAAACCGGCUCCAUACCGGUUCGACCGGUUUCAUCUUCCGGUCCGGCCAGGGCAGCUCCUGUUAUAACAAUUUCCUUGCUCUCUAUAUACACACUGUUCUAUUUCUUCAACAGGGACGGCAUGUCCACGUCGGAAAAUCUCCUCAUCGCACUGAUUUUCAUUGCCGUUUUGCUGUUCUUCGCCGGAAAAAACAAGAGUACAAUUCAUCAAUGUUUUAACGGUUUGAAAACCAUGUGUAAUGAGUACGGGAAGAAACUCGGUUUAAUAUCUAGUAGUAAUAAUAAGAGUAAAGUGCAAUGGUUCAUUGGCGAGCGAAAAGUAGAUGGGAAAGAGAAGCAAAUAGUGAGAGAAGGAGUGGAAGUUUACAGCAAUGGUGACAUGUAUGAGGGGGAAUUUCAUAAGGGGAAGUGCAACGGGAGUGGUGUCUACACUUUUUUUGUGAAAGGGAGAUAUGAAGGAGAGUGGAUAGAUGGGAGGUAUGAUGGGUAUGGGAUAGAGGGCUGGGCUAGAGGUAGCAAAUAUAGAGGGCAGUAUAGGCAAGGAUUGAGGCAUGGCUAUGGUGUGUAUAAAUUCUAUACUGGAGAUACUUAUGCUGGGGAAUGGUGUAAUGGGCAGAGUCAUGGAAUUGGAGUUCAGAGUUGCUCCGAUGGGAGCUGUUACAUCGGUGAAUUUAAACGCGGUGUUAAACACGGCCUUGGCUGUUACCAUUUCAGGAAUGGGGAUCGAUAUGCGGGGGAAUAUUUUGGAGACAAGAUUCAUGGUUUUGGUGUGUAUCACUUUGCCAAUGGGCAUUGCUAUGAAGGGUCAUGGCAUGAAGGUCGUAAGCAAGGUUACGGAAUGUACACUUUUAGAAAUGGUGAUUCAAGGUGUGGAGAGUGGGCCUCUGGGAAUCUCAAUACUCCAUUGCCCCAACUUACUGAUGCCGUCCUCCGAGCCGUUCAGGCAGCUAGAAAGGCAGCAGAGAAUGCAAUUAACAUACGUAGGGUGGAUGGUCAAGUGAACAAGGCAGUGAUGGCAGCAAACAGAGCUGCCACUGCUGCCAGAGUUGCUGCUAUUAAAGCAGUUCAAAACCAGAUGCAUGGAAAAUUUUGCGAUACUAACAAUUACUACUAAGUCUUUACUGGCGCAUUAAAGUUUGGUAAAUGUAAAUUUACUACUAGUAUGCAAAGUAUGAAUGAAUAUUCCAAAGCCACCCUGGCUGGCAAAGUGCCCGCUGGAGGUUGAGUUUAAUGCCUUAACGUUUAGUUGACCACAAUUGUAACUUGUAUAUACACACCCUUUCAAUCUACAUGCACAUCAACGAAGAUGAUUUUUUUCCAA